GCAUGAUGUGGAUACACUGGAAGUCAGGCCUAGGGAACCUUAUUUCCCCCUUUUUUGAAGGCCGAAUUCCUUCAGAACUAGAGACAAAGGUAGCCACGGCCCACUUUUCUCUAUCUUUACCCCUUGCUUCCCAUUCCACUGUUGGAGGCAGAAUGCUUCUGAAUGCCAGUUGCAGGAAACUGCAAAUUGUGAGAGCGCUGUUGCACUCAGUUCCUGCUUGUUGUGGGCUUCCCUUGGCAUCUGGCUAGCCAUUGUGAGAACACGAUGCUAGGCUAGAAGGGCCUCAGGCCUGAUCCAGCAGGGUUCGGCUUACUCCCCCCGCCCCCCCGGUCACAUCCACACCAUACAUUUAAAGCACGUGAGAAUCCUGAGAACUGUUGUUCACCCCUCACAGAACUAUAAUUCCCCAAACCCUUAACAAACUACAGUUCCCAGGAUUUAGGGGAGGGAGUUGUAUGCUUUAAAUAUAUGGUGUGGCCCAUCUCCUCCUCACUUUCAGCCCCUCGCUUUUCUCCAUUUCUACCACUCCUUUAUCCCCACUCCUAUUUUUCCCUCUUUGUCAUCAGCAUGAAAUUAAGCUAAGGGCCACAUGCGACUCUUCACUGUAAGCUGCCAACUCCUGCUCAAAAGUAAAAGGGCUAUAAUUAAGAGACUGUUUUGGCAUGUCCAGUGACUAUUAUUACUGUUAAAAUUUAUAUACCGCCCUGUACCCGCAGAUCUCAGGGCGGUUCACAACAUAAAAUUACAAUAUAAAAAACACAAAAUACAUAAUAAAAAUGAAAACAAAGACAACCCAAUAAUCCCCACUUCCACAACACAUUUAAAAGGGGUAUAAGAUGUUAAUCAGUCAAAGGCCCAGUUAAAGAGGAACAUUUUUGCUUGGUGCCUAAAGGUUUAUAAUGAAGGCACCAACCAAACCUUACUGGAGGCAGCAUUCCACAAACGGAGCCACUUCAGAAAAGGCCUUUUCUAGUGUUGCCACCCUCCAGACCUCUCGUAGAGGAGGCAGAUGAAGGAGGUCACAAACUGUGCAGCUUUUACUUUUCAUCUUAGAAUUGCCUAUCUUCAUGCCGUAUUGCAAUCAGCUUUUGAAAGUUUCAAAAGGCGUUUCCCUUGUGGAACAUGGGACCAGGUUUCGAGAUAUAUCAAUCCGAAGCUCCAGAAGGUACAUAAAGCUUCCUAGCCACCAUGUUUUCAGGACUGUGGUGAAAGACUCUGCAUUUAGAACAUCCCCGUGUCCCUUGCAGCAUCACUGACUGAAACCUUCACCAAAUCAACUUUGUUUGGCUCUUUCCCUGGUUGCAGUGCAGAGCUGCAAAUUAUAUUUCACAACUGAAGGAGUGAUUGAGUUUGUUGACAUUCUGCCAAAACAGAUUGGGAGAAGAAGGCUUCAACAUUUCUUUGAUCGUAGAAGACAAGCGGCUCUCAUUAUACGAAAGUGUGCUUGACAGGAUGGAAGAAAUACAGGAACUUAAAUGCUAAACUCCCCCCAUAAAAUAUAAAUGGCUUAUGAAUAUUUAAGCAGUGCAAAAAUAGCACUGGGCUAUCUGAAGGAGAAAGUAACAUACGAAAUAUUUUUUUAAAUGUCAUCUAAUAUCACUCACUGAGUUGACUUUGUUUUUAUUUUUAUUGCAUAUUUUUAUAUAUAUUAUAAUUUCAUGCUAUGAAUCACCCUGAGAUCUAUGGGUAUAAACCGAUAUACAAAUUUAAUAAAUAAGAAUAAUAGUUAAUAAAGAUCACCUUGAGAAGUCUCCAUAGAUGCAAGACAGAGUAAAAUAAUGGCAUGGUCUUAAAACAUUGCCUGAGUCUGAUUCUCCUCUUACAGGGUGAAGUGAAACUACUUUCAAUCAGUUUGCUUAUUCCCAGUUUAUACUAGAGUAAAUCAGUUGAAUGAGACAUUUACAUUUUAAUGAUGUAAGGACACUAUUUUCCUAAGAAAAAGACAAACGCAGCAUUUUUUUUAAAAAAAAAUCCUAUUUGUGUCCGUGUACACACAAACAGAACAAUUUCCUUUGCAAAUUAAAACUUUGGAUAAACAACAUUGGAUGUGCCUGCUUAGUUUGACCAUGAUGCUCUUGAUAUAUUGCUUUUGGAAUGAAAUUUUGCUUAGGGCUAAAGGCAUGUUAUGCAGAUGAAAGGCAAUUGUUUAGCCAGCCUCCCUGCUGGCUGCUGGGAGAAAGGAUAAGCAGGAGCAAAAAUCUUAAAUAAAAACAAGAGUCCAUUAAGAUAUGAAUAUCUUGAGCAAAAGGUUUAUGCCUGGGGAAUCUUUAAUGUUGGCACCCGCAUUUUCUGUUACUUUUUUUCCAGUUAAUGCUGGGUAAAAUUUCCCUUUCUCCACUGCCAUGAGGUUUCACUACUACUUCAGAAAAACAAAAGGGAGAUUCCACAGUACAUAAUACGGCAAUACCUUUAUUGGGCCAUUUGAAAUGUCACAAAAUAGUGUGCAUGCUGUAAAGUACACUACCUUGUGACAUGUUUGGUUGGCCUAAUACUGUCAGGUGUCUGAGCCAGGAGUAGGUUAGUAAUAAAGCACCCAGUUUCACUAAAGUUAACUCUUUAUUCAAAGAAAGCAAUACAGUGCAGACCUAGUGAUCAUAGCAACUUUUCCCAGUAGGUCUUGCCCGCUCUCAAAGACUCCACCCCUGGGUCCUUCCCCAGCAACUUGAGGCUCGUUCGUCUUGUCUCUCUUUGCUCCGCCCUCCUCAUUCGUCUUCAUAUUCUGGGAGACCAGGGGGAAGGGGAGCUAGUGACAGCAGGAGGGGUACUUCAGCAGCCUCUCCCUACUCCUCUCCAGCCUCCACUUAGACCUUAGAUCUCGACUGCCUUGAAUUUGGUCUGGCAAUGAAUUGAGAGCUAGUGAAGAUCUUGGAGCACAGGCAUAAUAUGCUGAGAUUCUUACUCCUUUCAGCAAUUGUGCUGCAGCAGUCUGCACUAAGACUGCGUACACAAUCCCGCUUGCUCCAGCACUGAUGUUUGAAGCCAAGUGCACGCAACGUUAGCCACAAUCCAUAGGCAUGCUGUAGUAUUUCUUGAGAAAUACUCCUGUUUGGUGCACUUUCCCUUGAACUAGUUUCCAUCCGAUUGGGAAACUGAGGUGUGUACACUUCAGGAAGCCACCGCACAUGUGCAGAUGACAGUGUAUGCGCAAAUGUGACUUGAAACGCUGCAGGGGGACAGGGGCAGCACCAUGCCUUAGGCUAGGUGAAGCUAUUUGCAUCAGGCAGCAGAUCUGACCCCCUCCUCAAUCCUGCCAUUGCACAGCACCAUUUCACCAACACAGUCCUAUUGCUCUCACUGUUGACACUGCACCCUCACAGCUGCUGCUGUGUUGCAGCAGCAGCACGGGUGCAGUCACAGAUGGAGGUACAGUUGCAGUGAUGGGGCUGGCAGCAGCACGGGCGCGACAGGUACAGAGUGGGUACCCAGAUCUGCUGGGUGGGGGGGAGGCUUUUUGCCUACAAAGGCAAAAUGUCUCAGGCGGGCCCUGAGCAGGGGAGAAUGGCAUUGGUGUGUUUCAAGUCACUAAUGCGUACCUAGCACAGUUGCAGUUUCUGGAUCAAGCACGAGGAAAGCUUCAGAUGGAGUGUAUUGCAUUCUUGACAAAGCAUAGCCAACCACCCUAGAACGAAACGUUAUGAGUGCACAACAAAGGUGACAGAUUGAAAGUCACUGGAAACUUCCUGGCACCCAGGAAAGAAAUGGUUGAAGAUGAGGCAGAAUGAUUUUGGCCACACAAUUUUCAUUUACUGUUUUUGAACCUCUUUCAGGACCUGCCCACCCAUGAGCCAGGAUGAGGUGACUGCCUCAGGUGGCAGGGUCCAUGGGGGCAGCAGAUCCCAAAGUUAAUCUUCCUUUCCCUCCUUGUUCCUGAAGAAGAUUGUCCCUCACCCCUUCUUUUGUGACAGGGACAGGGGUGCUAUUUUGUGGUUCACCUCAGGUGACAAAAUGUAUUGGGUUGGGCCUGACCUUUAUCUCACAUCAAGUUUGCAAUAAAAACAUUUUAAGGCUACAAUCCAAUAUUUAACUGGGAGUAUGCUCUACUGAAGUCAGUAGGGCUUACUUCUAAGCAGACUUAUCUAGAAUCAGGCAGCUAAUGUACAAAAAUGCAAAAUCUGAAAUUUUCCAUAAUGCAGAUGCUAAAUUUCCAGCUUCUUAUGACUUGUAAGGAGAAAGCAUAUUGCUGGAUUAUGAACUCAAUUAUAAACAUGUUCUUGGGUUAUUUUAACAACCACAAGGCAAAUGGUAAUUCCAAGAUAUUCAUUUGCUUGUGGGGCAGAGGAACUCAUGGAAUUUACAUGGCAACCCGAUGUUUGGUCAGUCCCUUCCUAUUUUAACUAACUUCUUUUAUUUAAUUCUUAAAUGAAAGCAAGAUUUGAAAGUGGAUCUCCCACAGGUUCCACCAAAGCCAAAGUUUUGGCUCAAACUGGUUGCUCAUGUAAAUAAAGGGCCUUCACAGCACCUCACUGCUUUUAAUUAAGGCCCAAUUUAAAAGAGGGUAUUUAACCACCCUUCGCCAUCAAACUUAAAUCUGGUUCCAGUAAUUAAAAGGAUUUUCUUAAUCUAGUUCUCAGUGUUAGGAGGCUCAUUUCAGUUAGUUAAUUAAAGACUGUUUCUUAAGCUAUUCAGUCAAAGGAAAACAAAGGGAAAGAGAUUAAAAAGUGUCAUGGGUGGAGGGGGGAAGAACUGCAUAAACAUGGCUGAAAUUAUCGGUCGGCCUCUUUAAUUAAAAGCAACGGGUCUAAUUUAUUACAAAUGGCACACACAUUCAUGUUUUAAGCUGCUUUUAAACAACUUUCGUAUACUUACGAAUAAACUGCAGACUCCCUGGCUGUUGCAAAGAUAUAACAUUUGUAUAAAUGAACUAGAUGUCGUAACAUGAAAGGGUUCAAAACUGGUGCAUGGGGUUUCCUUGUUUUUAUAUGUUUUGAUGUGGUGGUUGUGUACAUGAAUUGGACUUUGUAGAAAUUAGCUUUUCCUCUCACCACCCCAGCCAAAAAGGAUUACAGAGCUUUAGAUUUAGGACAUUUUGAAUAAUGCUUACUCUCUAAAUGGAUGUCACUAAAAUGGGCAGGGGUUGAGCAAUCGGAGGCAUCCCUUCCAAUAAUAGUCUUUGCUUGAAGGGGGGGGGGUUCCAGCAUCAGACUUGACAGAGAGCCAGCACAAAUUGUAAGCAAUUGCCUGUCUGCUAACCAGCUCAUAUUGAUGCCUCUCUGCCUCAGCAGAAAGAAGAAGAAGAAGAAGAGUUUGGAUUUGAUAUCCCGCCUUUCACUCACCUUCAGAAGUCUCAAAGCGGCUAACAUUCUCCUUUCCCUUCCUCCCCCACAACAAACACUCUGUGAGGUGAGUGGGGCUGAGAGACUUCAAAGAAGUGUGACUGGCCCAAGGUCACCCAGCAGCUGCAUGUGGAGGAGCAGAGACGCGAACCCGGUUCACCAGAUUACGAGACUACCGCUCUUAACCACUACACCACACUGGAGGAACAUCUUAUUCACCAAACAGCAUCCUGUUGACAAGAGACCCUGUAGGAAGGAAAGUCAAGGAGCAUUACCUCCCUAUGCUGCUCAACUUCUGCCCACUUCAAAGGUAGACAUCCUUCUGCCUGCCCUCAUGGGCUGAACUGUGCCUCCAUAAAGACUUAGGUUACAUCCAUGCUGUAUAUUGUAACCAUUAGCAAUCAUGGAGAAUCUUGGAAACUGUAGUUUGUUCAGGAUGCCGGUCAGCAACAAACUACAGUUUCCAGGAUUCUCAAUGACUGCUAAAGAGGCAUAACAGUGCUUUAAAUGUAUGGCGUUGAAGCAGAGGAGGAAUCGUUGAACCUUAGGAAUGUCAGCAAUAGAUGGGGUAGCUGAAAAGAUUAAAUACACCAUUCCUGGUCAGCACAGCAGUGGGAAUCCUUGAGCCUCACCAAGGCUGAUCUGUUUGGGUGGAAGUGAGGUAUUUUGUAACAUAGGAAGCUACACCAAGUCAGAGCAUUGGCUCCCAUCAAGCUCCAUACAGACCUGCUAGAGGUGAAGGAUCAGGGAGGAAACUCAGAUUUCAUAGUGCAGUCCCUGGUUUGACAGAUCAUGGUUGGGAAUGGGUUGUUUAAAAACAGGCAAUUCAGCCACCCACUACCUGAAGAAGUUAGUACAUGGGACUUAUGGCCAUCUGAACAGAAAUGCCCUUGGGAGCAACGGGAAUUGAUUAUGGUCCAUCAUUCUUAAAAAAAAAUAAAAAAUUUGCCCAGCACAGAAACAUGAUAGGAUGGAUUUAUUCCCAUCAUCAUGCAGAUCUGGGAUGAACCAGACAUCAAUGGGUCCCUUCAUUCCUACAUCUUUACCUGGAGGUGUCAGGAAUUGAACCUGGAACCUUCUGCACACUAAGCAUAUGUUCUACCACAGCUCUUCUCUGUUUUAUUUUUGCAUUGUUGCACAUAAAAAAUGCCUCUUUUUUGCAUUGGUCCUACUGGCCCCUGUAGUAGACUUUGUAGGAAUGUUCAGGGUGGCAGGAGAGGAUAUAUUGUUUAUUAAUAUCCUUCCUAACUUGUGCUAGCAAGUUCCUUUACUUAGCAGAGUUUACAUUCCCCUUCUCACGCACAGCAGAAAUCUGGUUGCAGGUUUGUUAGAACCUCUUACUAUUAUGCAAUUCAAUCUCCCUCAGAUUGAAUUGUAUGUUCCUGGUAAGAUCCCCCUUUGAAUCCCUCCUAAAAGAAUAAAGACACCACAGUCUUAUUCAUAAGCAAAAAAAGAAAGUUUAUUCACAAUCAGGCAGAGCAAUGUGUGAUCCCUGAAGGCAGGCUUUAGGCUUAAAGUUACAAACGUAUACUAACAGGUUUACCCCAUAAGGGAGAUGAUCUGGGGGGCUGGUUGGUUGGCAGCCAGCAGUUCAUUCCAGGAAGUUCACAGGACAAAAAGAAAAUGGAAAAAGAGAGAGUGCCAGCAUGCCUUGGCCUUUUACCGGGUCUGGAAAGGUCAAGCCCACCUGCUAGUCACAUGCAAGGAAGGAUGUUCCAGCCAGGAAGUUUUGACUGGCUGGACCAAACAUUCCCUGGCAUGUCCACUCUAGCAAAACAAGGAAUGCUCCCAGUGGAUUACAUCCCACAGGCUUAAGUAAUAAAGCCACAGUGACACAGUUUGGUUGUCCUAUUGUCAAGGUUUUCACAGUACUAUAACUGAUGUGCAAUAAUAUUGCUAUCAUUUGCACCAAAGAGAAAAGGCCAUCAAGCAUCAGUCUUCUUCCAUCACACCAUUAUUUAUUACUUCGUAAGACCUGAGUCAAUUCUUUGGCCUUCUGAAAUGGUAAAGUACCAGCAAUGGUCAAUUGUAGGCAACUACAGAUUGCACAUGGCUAGCCACAGAUUACUAGCAUUGCUUUUCUUAGCUUCCUGUUUAGCUUCACUCUGAAUGCUGAAAUUAUCCAAACAGCAAUGCCAAAUGCACAGUAAUUGGCGUGUCAUGUAAUUACAUCAGUCACUACCAGUAAUCUAACAGCUGUGAUGUUACAUGAUUUCUUGUGCUUUUCAAGAACAACCUGAAGAAUUGCAUUCUAGCAAAAACCAAAGAGAUUCUGUGGUGAGUACUUAAGAUGCUAUCUUUAGGUAGAAAUGUUUGGCGUUGAGUCUAACAAGGAACAGAUUUUAUAUCUACACUCAUAUUCAUUAUAAAACUUUGAUGGCCUUUUAUAUAUUGUAAGUAAUAACAACAGUAAACAAUGGGCACAGACAUUUUUUUUUUAAAUCAUGUUACAAUAUAACAAAACAACAAUAUACAUUUUGGGCAAGGAAGGUUUAGGGCAGGGGUAGGCAACCUAAGGCACGUGGGCCAGAUGCGGCCCAAUCGCCUUCUCAAUCUGGCCCACGGACGGCCCAGUAAUCAGCGUGUUUUUACAUGAGUAGAAUGUGUCCUUUUAUUUAAAAUGCAUCUCUGGGUUUUUUGUAGGGCAUAGGAAUUCGUUCAUUUCCCCCCAAAAAAUAUAGUCCGGCCCCCUACAUGGUCUGAGGGAUGGUGGACCUGCCCACAGCUGAAAAAGGUUGCUGACCCCUGGCUUAGGGCAACAGUGGGAUGGAGAUGAUGUCACCUCAUUAAUGGGGAGACAAGCUGGUGCAAACCCCCAUUUUGCUCUAGUGUGGAGAAGCCCUUCCAUGCUGCUUGGGUCACACUGAAGCUACACAGCCCAGCUAGAGAUCUGUUCAAACUUGGGUCCCCAGCUGUUGGACUACUGCAACUCCCAUCAUCCCUGAUUACUGGUCCUGCUAGCUAAGGAUGAUGGGUGUUGUGGUCCAACAACAGCUGGGGAGCCAAUUUUGAGAAACAUUGGUUCAAAGCAUGGAAGCUCAGGUGUGCUUACAGAGUUCCUCUGACCACAACAGAUUGUCUAAUAAAUCCUGGGAGCCUGUCUGUAGUUUGCACAUGGAGAUGGGGUCACUUAUAUGUGCGAUGGAAUGCAUACAGAAGUUUGGAGUAGAUUAUGAGGAUUCCCCCUAUUUAUUUAUUUUCACUGGUCCCCCAUCUUUCCUCCAAGGAGCUCAAGGUUGAGUACACCCUUCUCCCCCCCCCCCAUUUCAUCCUCACAACAACCCUGUGAUGUAGACUGGCCCAAGGUUACCCAAGGAGAUUCUUAGCUGAGUGAGAAUUGAACCCUGGCCUCCCAGGUCUUAGUCCAACCCUCUAACCACUAUAAGACACUGAUAAUUUAUUCAUUCCCAUUUGCCAUGUGGCCAAUACUGGCAGGGGCAAGGAAACUUACUAUGCGGAAGUAUUCACAGUACCGUGAAUGUUCCAACUUGUUAUGGCAUGAAGGAGAGGGGUUCAUCUCUAGACUUGCUAUUUUCAGCAUCUCCCAGGGUGAGCUUAAAAUAUAGAUCAGCUUUUAAUCUUAGGUGAACUGUGUCAUAUCUAUGCAUUUCUGUGGACACUGAGGUGCUUUUAUGGAGGCAAGGUUCUGUUCCCUACCUUGGAAUAGUAGCGGUGCAAAGAGCAGAACCAAACCAGCCUCAAUUUUUUUAAAAAAUAGUUAAUUCAAGUUGGAUUGUUCCUGUGUUAUCAGAACAAUACUGCAUCCUGGCUUCUCCUAAAAUGAUAUCAGCACAGACCAAACAGAAGCAUUACAUCAUCAGAACGAUCUCUCAUUGGAUGGUCAAUGAUGCAGUAACUUCUGUUCCCUAGCAACUUCCCAGGGUGUUUUAACUCCUUUUGCAGGUAUGCCACAUAGCACAGUAAAUCACUUUGCAGGAAUAUUUUUCAAAACCUUUAGCUCUCAAACCCUCAUGCUCUUAAAUUCCUAGAGUAAGUGGCUCAGGCCUUCAUAGAUUAAACUUCUAUACACAGUGUCACAUUUUCCAUAUCUGGAGGGGGGGAGAAGGUGGGGUUAAGGUGACUGGGGGCUCUUGUGCACUUCCCAAAGCACCCUGUUUCCCCCAAGAAGAAAUGCAUCAAUGUGACCGAAAUAUUGUGGUAUCUUAAAGAUGAACGCAAUUAUUAUGACAUAAACUUUUUGUGGACUACAGAAUAUACUCUGAACGUGUGCAGUUUCACAUUUUGAAUGAACUCAUUUCCUGCCUUGGGCCAGUCACCAACUCUCAGCCUAAUCACAUGGCUGUUGUGAAGAUAAAGUGGUAUAAAAUGGCUGUAAAAGUGUGAAUACCACGGGCAUCACAUUUCUAUUCCUUUGACCCAAGUGAAGCAUCUUUAUUCCAUAGGUUUUUUUUUUAGAUGGGGGAGGGGAGAUAGAGACAACUCCAAUGCUUCAACCAGUCUGGCUUGAUUAUUUAGGUGCCUAAAUUCCACUUGUGUUAAUGUAAGUUUACUCCCAAGGUGCGUGUUCACAGGGGUUUGAUUCCUAAGAGGAGUUGCCUGGGGCCUAUAGCCAAUGGGGGUAGGGAACUGUGGAAAGCAGUGUAAUCUGCUCUCAUUUUAAAAUUUAUUUAUUGAUAUAUUUUUUACUAUUUCCUAAUUAUUUUUACAGGCAGAAUAGUAAGGGGGAAAAACACAGAGUUGGUAUUUUCCUUAAUUGCUCAGUAAAACCUGCACCCACUUUCUAAUGUUCUGUCCCAAAGUCAAAAUCUUUGAGAUACCUAGCUGGAUUAUGAAAUGUUAUAGAAUAUUUUUAAAUUUUAUUUAGACCAGAAAGCUUGGUCAGCUCACUCUGACCAAGGUGAGCGGUCCAAAGUCUCAUAUGCAAAACCACAUGCUCAGGACAAUGAGUAAAACAGAGACCUUGCUCUGAAUUGUGCACCUUUGAGGCAGAGAGUAGAAUCAUAGAAUUGUAGAAUUGGAAGGGACCACGAGGGUAAUCUAGUCCAACACCCUGCAAUUCAGGAAUCUUUUACCGAACAUGCAUGAACCCAUGACCUUGAAAUUAAGAGUCUCGUGUUUUACCAACUGAGCUACCAAGGGCAUGCACAAGCAUUUGGAAAUUCAGUGUUUCCAUCUUUGCCCUUCCAUUUUCUUGACUACUACUACUAGUUCUGUAAGAAAGUAUGUGAACAAAUCAAAUAAUUUAUUAUCCCUUACAAUGGGACAACCUCACUCCACUAUUAAAACUGGAGAAAGAGGGCUCAUGCAAUGAAAAUAGUAACAACAGCAACUUUAUAUACCACCCAUCUGACUGGGUUGCCCCAGCCACCUAAUACAUUAUUGGAAUAUAUUUUGUUGAUAGUCUAAUGAAAAAUAUUUUUUAAUACAUUUUUAUUUUAGUCCUCUGUCAAAAACAUUUGUGCAAAGAUAAGCUCAGUGGAAGAGCGUGUGUUUCAUAUGCAGAAGGUCCCAAGGUCAAUCCUGGCACCUCCAGGUCAGAUUGGGAAAAUAUCCUGCUCUGAAACCCUAAAGAGCCACUGCAAAUCAAUGUAGACAACACUGAGCCAGACAGACUAGUAGUCUGACCUACUGUGAGGCUGCUUUCUAUGUGCCAGGUGUCGUACAUAUUAACAUUUCUAUGAAAAUUAGACCACUAGUCAUUCCGUGCUAAUCACCUGAAGUGGAGUAAAAACACAACCCGGCAAAUCUCCUUCCUAACAACCCAUCAGUUGCUAAUGGAUUUUCUGCAAUGUGCUAUAUAUGCAAUAAAUGUCAAACAAUGCCUAAUGGAAUUUUGCCUGUAAAAAUAUUAUUUCCCCUAGAACUGCUGAAACCUGCCAUUACUUUGACUUAUUAGAACAUUAAAGAAAUUGGGAGUGACUAUCAUACCUUCUUUUAAAUCUAGGAAACAAAGCAAGGACCCUUUAUUCUGGGCCCCCUCAGAAUUUUGAUACCACCCUCCAUCCUCUCUACUUCCUCCCCACAACCAGUUUAUCCUUCCUAGAUUCUCCCAUGCCCUUCAGAUGGCCAAAUUAUUUCCUUUCAUACAGAAUACAUUUUUAAGAGGCAUUGCCUAAGCUCUAGCUAAGGCUUUUCUUUUCUUUUCUUUUUUUUUGUCUUCUGAUAAGGGAUUUCAUUAAUGGCAAUUCUGAUUUAGUUGUACACUCUAACACGCUUAUAACAAUGCACUACAUAUGCAGAACUUAAUUAAAACAAUGAUUACGUUCAAAGGAAAUUGCCUUGUGAUGAAAAACUUUUAAAAUACCAGGAAGGAUGUUAUUAGAAUGUGGCAUGUCUGUGAAAGGGCUGGAGGCCUCACAGUUAUCGGGAUGUUGUCGUUACCACCGUUCUGCCUACAGAUUAUUUGCAUUUGUGGCUUGCUCAAAAGGAGCAAAGUUAUUCAGCCUACAGGUUAUGUGGUCAUGAAUAACCAUAUAGAAGCCUGUCUCUGAUAAUAUAUAUAUUUUUCCUUAAGCAGGAAAGAACUACCUUCCCUGUGGUUUGCAUUUAAUUUCUGUUAUGCAACGCAGAUAAACAAGCAGCCUCUGAUUCUGUUUGCCGCUUGCUGUCCUACUGACUCUCCUGCAGGAGAAAUCCUGUCUUAUGCCAGGGGUGGGGAAGUUUUUUCAGCCCAGGGGCUGCAUUUCUUCAUGGAAGACUUUCCGGGGGGACACAUGCAAAAGUGGUCAGAAUAAUAGGGCUGACUCUUAUCAGUCUCACAGUUCAAGAGUCCAUUCCAACAGGGGAAAGUACUCACAGAGGAUGCAGAGCACAGCCUGUAGGUAUGUGACCUGAGGACAGACCAUGGGCCUAGGAGAGUCCUGGGGGCCUGAUAGAAAGCCCUGGAAUUUGGCCUUCAAGGCUGAGGUUCCCCCAUUCCUGUCUUACACAGUUGUUUUUCUAUAGUGCUUCAGUAGUUUAUUUUUCCAAGAAUGUGGCUGGCCUGCUUGCCCACUAAAAGUUCUGAAGUUGACUAUCCUGCAACCAGGAUCUUCUUGAACCAUAGGUAGGGCCAAAAUCAUAUACACAUCAUACAAAAUCAACUAUAAAAUCAACAAAUAGCCAAGUGUUUUGUUCUUGGUAACUGUGUUUCACCUGAUGCAAGCCCCCCAAAAACAGGGAGUAUGUUUUACCAUAGGUAUAUGGUACACACAUACACUUGACAUCCUUCAGUAAAGCCUUGUUCAAAGUGCUUUAAAGAUUAAAUACAAGAAUAACUGUCUUGGUGGUCAUUACUAUGCUGUAAAAUGUCUGGCUCAAGAAGGCCACUUGGCUUAUCCUCUGGCUUCUUUUAAAGGAAUAGUCAGCACAUCUAUUUAGGCAAGCUUUUGUGCUAGCAGCUGGUUAUUCUUUUUUCCCUUUUUUUACAGCUCCUUCAUAAAUAAGAGAGCCAGUGGUAGAUCAGACUAAAGACCCAGCUAGUACAACAUCCUGCUUCCCACAGUGGCCCAUCAAAUGCCUCUGAGAAGCCUACAAGCUGGGCACGGAGGCAUUAGACCUCUCUCAUUGUUGUUCCACAGCAACAGAUAUUCAGUGACCUCUGACCUUGGAGGGCUCAUAUAGCCAUCAUGACCGGCUAGCAUUCAUAGACUUGAUAUUUUAUUCUGCUUUAUUGUAAUUUAAGAAAGGUGGGGAGAGUGAAUGGGCCAUGGUCACCCAGCGAGCUUCAUGGCUGAGUGGAGAUUUUAAGUUGGGCCUCCCGGGUCCUAGUCAGACACUUUAUUUUUUUAUUCAUUCACAUACACACACACACACACACACACACACACACUAUUUACACAGAGAGAGAGAGAGAGAGAGAGAUAACCAGUUGGCAUUCAAUAUAAAAAUAUAAUACAACAGCACAGUGGUACCUUGGUUCUCAAACGGCUUAGUUGAUGAACAAAUCAGCUCCUGAACGACGAAAACCCAGAAGUAAGUGUUCCGGAUUUCGAAGGUUUUUUGGAAGCCAGACAUCUAACGCGGCUUCUGCUUGAGUGCAGGAAGCUCCUGCAGCCAAUCGGAAGCCGCGCCUUGGUUUUCGAACUGUUUCGGGAGUCAAAUGGACUUUUGGAACGGAUUAUGUUUGAGAACCAAGGUACCACUGUAAUCUAAAUAAUAACAGCAAUAAAUACGAGAUGGUUAAAAAAAGCAACAUUGCAAAGUCUGAAAAGCACAAAUUUCAAACAGCAUCUAAAAGUAGGCAGGAAUGACUUCUGAUAGACUUCUACCACCAAAUAUUUCCACAGGGCAGGCUCUGCUACACUAAAUGCUCCCCAAUAGAAGAUCUCACUGACUGAGGUGGAACAUGAAGAAUCAGUCAGUCUUUAAAGUACUGCGGGUCCAAGAUGUUUAGGAGGAUGAUUCUUUCCAUCUGCAGCUGGAAAUCCCUCUGUGGCUAUUUCAGAGGAAACAAUUUCCUUUCCUUUCAUGCCACCGAAUGACAUAGGUAUCUUUAUGCGCCCCAGGUAUCUUUUCAUGAUGCCACAUUCGUUGACGGAUGUGGUGAAAUCAGCAUGAGGUUAAAAAAGAUAUUGGGGGAUAGUUUCGAGUCAAUCUAAGGCAGCAUCGCAGCAUCAGUACCAGCUGCCUUUCUGUAAGAUAACGAUUUAAUGGCCUCUUCGGUUUCAACCAUAUAAGAUUCCUGGGCCAGAAGCUGAUUGUAUCACACUGAGGUAAUUCCUGUAUAGCCUUUUAGCUGGCAAAUGAGUCAUGAUUCAGGAUGUUCUUAAAGGGUUCUGCCCCCUAGAAUUUGAUUCUUAUCAGUCAAAAGAGUGUUACCAUUAGAGUUCAUAGCACGGGCUGAACCUAGACAAUGUAUGUGUUAUUAAAUGUUUAUUGAGCAGAAUGGCCACUUAUGUAUCGCCCCUCCAAAAGAGGACAGAAUAUGACAGAUUUUAAUAAUAUAUAUAUAUGCUACUUAGUAUGUAAAGAUGCAAAUUUAGGAAAAAAAUACUGCAAUCUGAAGAGAAAUACAAUGCAUCUUGCUCUAGGGGGAAAGACUGUAGCCAAGUAACCUGUCCACUGUCUUGGCGCUCACUAUUGACAGGCAACUUUAAGGUCCCUCCUGCUUGGCCUUCCUAAACUUAUUUAUCUUUAAACCGGCAUUGGACCAGACAUCCCUUCAAGCAUAGUCCUUCAAAUAAAGGACUAUGAAUAAAACAGCAAGGCAUCAAAAUGAGCCCCAAUGUUCUUCCAUUAUUGUUGAAUAAAGUCUGUUAUAUUAUCUGCAAAGUUAUGACCAGAACUUGACAUUAUAGCUGUUGAAAUACUGCUACAAAAAACUUUCCUUGCAUUGCAAAUUGAAGGUCGAGGGGGGGGGGCAUUCUAAUUAUGGCCAUGGUGAUUGCAAAGGGUUAAAGCCCCUGCCACCAGCUCUGAUCCAGCAUAGCCCCUUCCAUACUGGUUAUUUUGGGAAGAAAAAUCUCUUGCACCAAUGACAAAAAUGUUACGUUUUGCCUUGAAGUCUCCAUGUCACUCUUCAGAGCUGCUUGGCAGCAGUUACUGUGGCUCGAGAUGUUAUAAAGCCUUCUCUUAACUUGCAGUCUUGGCCUGAAAGCUCCUGCUGUCUUCUUCCUCACAGGAGCUGGGCCUCCUCCUUGAAACAUCCAGGCAGCUGGGAGGAUCUGUUUCAAUUUAUUCCAAGGUUUGUUCAUAAUAAAAAACAGGAUGACCCCAUCCCCACCCCCCAUCCUAAGCACAUUAAUUACUGCUCUCAAUAGUAGGUCUCAGUAACAGGAAAACACUCCCAUUUAUUACAGCAGUACUUACUCUCACUUACUAGACUUGAUCCAGUGCAUCAUUAGAUACACUUACUUUCGAUAGCAGUAGAAAAGGAUUUCUCACUACCAGAAUAAAACCUAAAUUUUCAACCUUGGCAUACAUGGAGCAAAAUUAUCUCGACACAUUUCAAGUCCUGGAUCUGCGCCUGCUUUUCAACCACGUAUAGUGCGUAAGGGAGUUCUCUUCUCAAUUGACAUAUUUUGCUGGCAGCAGCAUGGAAGGCUGGUGGUCUUUUAAAGACAAUGAGAAAAAGCCAAGUUGGUGCAUUUGGGCAGCAGCUACAGAUGAGAAAGAUAGUUCAGUCCAAGUGACAUCUCUCCUGGGUACCUGCUGAGAACUCCAAUCUUCCUGUGUGUCCAGAUGAAACUGAGAAGGACCACCUCCAGCCUUCUGCAGAAGACCGCCAAAGGCCUUUGCAAACAGCCCCACAGAAGUGGCAAGGCCUGCUGGGAUUUAAUCCCUUCCCUAACAAGGCUUUCAUUCAGGCCUUCAUCCAGAUUAGAAGGUCUGAUUUCUCAGAAACUUCUUUGAGUGAAAACAAGGCACCUCCUGCUUUCAGAGAGAUCAAGGUCCAAUUACAAUGCUAGAGAACUUAUAGGGGGCUGCAGAUCAUGACUCUAGACCUGUGUCCAGCUUUAGAUGGUGACAAAUAAAGCUGCUAAUCAGAUAGAGAAUCCUUCUACCACCCCUGUGUUCCCAGAGCCAGAUUUAUGUCAGACUCAGUUUCUAUUGUUUUUAUCAAAAGAAGUGAAAAUGUAACAAAAGGUACUCAGAGACUUUAAAACUGUGUGGUGCAGACUGACAUUAUUCUUGGCAAUGGGGCAAAUGUUGUCUACCAUUGCUGGUAAUACAAAUGCUCUCUGAACUCUGAUGCAAACAAGAACAUAAUCAAGAGGGAGAGUGUUUAAUAAAACACAUGCAACUUUUUAAAAAGAAAACAGUGCAUAGCUACUUGCCCUUAUUGGUAAUGUCUCUCCAUAACAGGACAUUUUAUUGUCUUUUGAAGUUCCUCUUUGGAGUGAAAUUGACUGUUUGCCAUCCAGUAGUGUCAGUUUAUCGCUCUUCUGGCAGUAAAGGCCCUGACACUGAUUGAUACAGUGGCAUUAAAUGUUUGUGAACAUUCUAACUGCUUAGGACACAAAACUGUCAGAAUACAUGCAGUCCAAAAUCUGUGAGGGAAGGGGGAAAUUGUCACUUUGAGGUUUCAACCUCACACAGGUUCUAGAAACAGGAGUCAAGUCUCACUCUCAUUGUCUUGUUAUAUAAUUAUCAAACUUCCAUGUUCUAAAGUAGCUGAAUGAAGAUGUCCCUCCCAUAGCAGUUCAGCUUGUCUAUACACAACUUUUUGUGUGCCUGAAACCAAUCUUCAGGUUUCUCUACAUAUCACAGGAUAAGAUGGAUGGGAGGGAACAAGGAAGUGAAUGGAGCUAAGGAAAACUGAGGAAGAGUAAAGAGAAGGGAAAGCCAAGGCAGCCAGAGGAUGAAUGGCUGGAAGGAUAAAAACAAACAGGUGAAGAACAGAAGGAAGGGCAGUAGGAGGAUGCUGUGCUCUGCUAACCCCCAAAAUAGUUGCCCUCUAACCUGGCCUGCUGCUGCUGCAGGACCUGUUCAGGUAACAGUAAUAAUGAUCAUUAUGAUCAUUAUAAUUCAUUAAUAUAAUAAUGUUGACAUCCAUCUGUCUUGAGAGAUAAUGGAGUGCGCCUCUAGGGGUAAAGUCAAACCACUGGAGAAUCUCUGCGCCUGUGUUAUUUUUGUUGUGUUAGCAAAAGUGAGGUCCUGGGCUGCCCAGAUGACAAUACCUCCUUCUUGGCCUCGCUGGAAAGCAGAGCAAUACGUUUGGCACCAGCUAGGCUGCAGGAAUUGCCAGAAGGAGGCAUAGAAGACACCAUCCGACCAGCUUAGCAACUCUACUCUACUCCCUACUUCUUUGGUGCCCCAGUCCAAACUUUUAGACUGGCUUCAGAUCUGCAAGGGAUGACCUUGAGCAUCCCCUCCUGUGUGCUAGGAGGACAAAGAGGAGCAUCACAUGGAGAUCCCUCAAAUUUCCAUCCAUCCACUGUCCUUGGGAGCUGCCUGACCUUGCCAGCUUUUGGAACUGACCACCACAGCUACACUGAGGUUUCCACAUAUUCUUGCAAAAUACUUCCAGCUCUUCUGACUGAGGGUGCAACAGCUGGGAUAACGAUUAUCGUUUGUGUGUUGGAUUGUAUAAUUCCACUGAAAUAUGUCAUCUGAGUAGCACCCGGCGUGAAGCCAGCCAUGAGAUUUUUCUGUGAAAUCAAAGCAUCAAACAAAAACCAUGCAGCUUCAGCACACCAUCUCAGAGGACAUUCCCCAGUACCACCUAGUAUGCGAGUGUAAAAUAAUAGCAGCUGAAAUCUGACGGCAUAAGAAGAGGAUUAGCAAGAGUCUUUGCUGCAGUUUCUCCUGCUUUCCUUCUUUCACGGCUCCCCACCUCUUCAGAGAUAAAGAUUAUGGUUGCUAAGGUAACUGAGCAAAGUAGCAUAGGGGAGAAAAUGUUCCCUAAAUUAGUUCCUCGAGGUUCUCCAAGCACUGUUAGUUCCAAAGCGUAGCCCAAACCUGAUUAUAAGGGGCCUGUAAUUUACUUAACCAAACACAUUAGAAUGCCUGGUCGUGUCUUACACACAUUUCUGCUCCUGAGGUUAACUUACACUCUUAACUGUGUGGUCUCCAACCGAAAAGGAUGCUCUCCGUUUGUGAACUGUUAUGGAAGUCACAUACAAGACAGAUGGUCUUGUUGUCAAUAUGCACAUUUUAGGCGCUGGAGCACAUGGAAUCUUUUGCAUUUUUACAAAGGGAGCUUUGUGUGCUUAACUCAGGUGGCACAUGCAUGCUUUGCAUGUAGAAGAGCAUCAAUUCAAUCCUUGCCAGAUGCCUGUUGGCAGGGUAGGGAAGGUCCUGUGUCUAAGAUCUUGGAGUACUGUAUCAGUCAAGAUAGAUAGUACAAUGUGGACCAGGGAGUUGAUUCAGUACAGGGUCCCUUCCAGCACUACAGUUCUAUGAUUCUCAGUCUGAGGUUGGGAUGGAGGAGAAAUUUAAAGGUGAACUUACCUAAUUCAUCCUUUCUGAAUCAAACACAGACAGUAAUCCUUUAAAUUUUGCACUUCUCCUGAUCUUACAGUGCAGCUGCCCAGCCAAGUGAUGUGUACAAAAAAUGGACAUACUAUUGUAAAGUGUGCAUACAAAUGCAUAUAUUAGUGAAAUAACAUACAAUAAUAUUUUUUUGGGGGGGAGAAUUGCUCGCAGAAAUGUGUACAUUAGUCAAAACUGCAUACAAAAAUGUGUUUACUAAGAGAAAUUCACACCAAAAUGCUGGUGAGGAUUAUUUUAACUAACAUUUGCAAAUUGCUACAGAAAUGUAGAGAACUGAACCAACAGGUUGGUCCAUCCCUAAGUCGGAGGGCCGAGCUCCAUGCAGUGCUAACUGUGGAGCCUGCAAUCAUGUUGUUGUCUUCCUUGUUUGAUUACAGGCAUUGGGACAAGACAAUCUUCAUUGGUAACGCAGCAUCUGAGAAGGUAGGCUUAACCCUCUCCAUCGUCACCAUGAAAAUCCCCCCCCCCCCAUGCUGCAGUUAGGCUUAGAAGACUUCAUUGGCACCGGUGGUUUAGCUUUGGCCAUGGCCACUGCUGGCAAGUGGGCAUCAGAGGGUUGCCCUGUAGUGAAGGUAGCCACCUCUGGCCUAGGGAUGAAGAAUCCCCCCAUUGUACAUUGACCCAAGGAUUGGCUUUGGCUUGUUCUUGAUGUUACUUCUGUUCUGUUUGGCACAACACACUCCUGCCAUCAAGCCCUUGACCAAUUAUAAGGAGCACGUGAUUCCCAAGUUGUAACAGCUACACUGGUUGCCAGUCCAUUUCUGGGCACAACUCAAAAUGCUGGUUAUGACCUAUAACAGAGUCUUUUAAUAUGUCUGUAGGGUGGCAACACGAGAAUGGGCCUUUUCUGCAGUAGCUCCCCAUUUGUGGAAUACUUUCCCCAGGGAGGUUCGCCUGGCGCCUUCAUUAUACACCUUUAGGCACCAAGCAAAAAUGUUCCUCUUCAACCAGACCUUUAGCCAACUAGCAUCCUAUAAAAUUUUUAAUGUAUUUAUGGGAGGGGGAGGGAGGCUGUUGGCUUGUUUUGUUCUUGUUUUUAUUAUGUAUUCUGUGUAUUUAGCUUGUAUUUUUAUGCUGCGAACCACCCGGGGAGCUACAGGUGAGGGGCAGUAUACAAUUUAAUAAAUACCGUAUUUUUUGCACCAUAACACUCACUUUUUUCCUCCUAAAAAGUAAGGGAAAAUGUCUGUGCGUGUUAUGGAGGGAAUGCCUACGGGUGGCAUGCCUACAGAUUUUCCUCCUCUUAAAAACUACGUGCGUGUUAUGGUCGGGUGCGUGUUAUAGAGCAAAAAAUACGGUAGUAAUAAUUUAUUAAUAAAAACUCAUACGUAGAAAUAUGGGAAGGAAAGAAAUUGCACUUCAGAAGGCUUAAAAUAGGAGCCUCCUGUAACAUUAGAAUACUCUUCAUGUUUCAGUGUGCAGUCUUUAGCUCUUCAAAUGUUCAUGUGAUCACAUUUAUGAUUCCUGAGAAACUGAACAUUGUUUUGUUGGUUUGUUGUUGUUUUAAACAAAAAGAGUGUCCUUCAAAAGAAGGGUACUUAAGAGUUGAUCUCCCUUAUUUAAUUUAAAAAUAAAUAAAUCCCAAAGGCCUCCCUAACCAAAAUUAAGUACCGGUAACUUUCAAUCCAAAAUUAAGUGUAUUUGAACUACGUGAAAUUUCAUUCAGAAAUAAAUUAAGACAUUGGGACUCAAAACAUGCCUAUCUUUGACUGGAUUUCACAGUUUGUUAACUGUAAAGACUAAGAAUGCUUUUGAAGUUCAACUCAUCCAAAUUUCUCCCUGGACUUUAGUGUUUUGAAUUUCAUGGUCUCUUAUUUCUGCACUGCCACCAAGGCUUUCAGAAUUUACCAUAGCUUAGUUUAUUAUUUCCAAAUUUUAAACAUAAUGCAGUGCAUGCAGUUUACCGCAGCUUUCUUUUCCUUUAUGUCUUAUCUACCACCGCCGCACUGUAAAAAACAAAAACCAGCCACAUCUAUAUGAUCACAUCAAGAUUACUGUGUCAUAAUGCUGACUUUGCCAUUUCCUGAGCAGAUUAUCCCAUGAUGGCAUCAGAAUUCUUUUUGUAGUUUUACCUGUGCGCUUGCAUGAAUACAUAAAACGUUAAAAAAAGGUGGAUUUGCAGAAGAGCCAAUGAUCAGAAAGGGGCCCAUCCCCGAUUUGGACUCGAUGAGUGCUAAGGAAAUAGGAAACUCAACAUUAUUUAUGACACAUUAAAAACUAAAAGGCAUGCAUUUUAUAGAAACCCACAUUAUCUUUUUUUCCCUUCUCUCCCUCAGGAAUAAUACUGCAGGAUUUGACUUGCAUAAUUUCCUUCUGAAGUAAUAUCAGUCACUAAGCCAUGCUUCAAGAGCUAUGGGGCAGGGGGAUUUCUACAAACUCUUGCAUUUCCUGUCCACAGAGCUGUCUUAAAGCUCCUGUCAUUUUAGCUGUUGAACUUUCAGAGCUAGUUCAUAGCAAGAGUGACAGGACAGGACAAAGGGGAGCAUUCCAAGUGUAACUGAAGCAGACAUUUAAAGGAAAUCUGCAAGCUUCUUGUUGGAGAUGCCCUGUUUUUUUGUUAAGGUGAGAGUCUAAAUGGACCCAAACAUUUCUGCUAGUGAAAUAAAACCUCAGGAGAACUUGUUCAUUGGAGAGAAAAUCUCAAAUAAUUUAUUGACCUUCAGUUUCACAUUGUGAAAAAAAAAAUGCAGUUUUACAAAACCUCAAAAUGUAGUAGCAAACAAAGAGAGACAACAUAGAUAUUUUACUUCUUCACUGGUACGGCUUUCCUCCCCCCUCCCCCCCCCCCGUUUUUUUGUACGUGAACCGCAUCUUCAAUUGUCAGACAAGGGACACUAUUCAGUUCUAAUCACUCUUAUUCAGACAGGUGUCAGGCCUAGAAAAAAGGGCCUACACAAUUAUACCAGAAGUGGUAGGCUGUCCUUUGUUCCAUGUUUCCACAGCAACCAGCCCACAAAAUAGGAACUUUUCUCGUCUUAUGCCAAGGUUUUGGUGUGUACUCUGGUGUGAAUUGCAUUUCUCUCAGAAGUGUAGGGUGUUUUUCGGACUGGAAUCGCCAAGUAGUAAGCCAGGAUUCCCACGUCUAUUCAAAGAGCAGGAACCCAAAAUAUUUGCCUGCAGGGCUAGGGGCCACCCUAGUUUUUUGUUUUCUUCAACCUAGGCCCAGGAAUUAAAUCCAAGGACUUGAAAGCAAACCACUGCUUUGAAAUACAACUGUGGAGACUUCGGACGCUUCAGGCAAUUGGAUGGUAUUACAAAACAGAUUUGUGUCAUAAGCUAAACAGUUAUAGAGAGAGCUGCUGCAGACAGGAUUCUGUCACUUCCCUAAACAAAGGGUUUUGAGCCAUUUACUCAAAACACCUUGGGAGUAAUGCAUGCCUGUGUUAAGUGAAUGCAAAAACAUGAUUAUAGUUUUGCAAGGCUUUACAGGUUACUUUUUCUUUUAUGGAAGGGCAGAGACACCCCCAAACCAAAAGUGAGAGACAACCCUUGCAUAAAGGGUUUGUGGUGGUGGACUUUAUACAAACCAAAUUUAAGUUUGGGUAGUUUUUUGUUUGUUUGUAAAAGCAAUGUUCUAUAGCUUUCCCCAGGUUUUUAAGUCAUCCACUAUGCAUUACUUGAAAGAGAGUUUCCCAUCUUUCACAAUUUAUUACUAAACUUACUGGCAUUUUAUGUUGUUGCUGUGUAAAAGAAUCCUUUUCAGAGCCAACUUCAGCAAUGAUUCUUAAACCAACAAACAGUAAAUGCCAACAGCCCUUUCUAGAGCAAAGAGUGACCUGCAGCAAAUCACCACUCCUACUGCACUCCGGUGCAGCUGUUCUGAGGGCACUGGCCCUCAAUAGCCAAUACACUAGGCUUCACUGAAAAAUGAUCAAUGGCGUUUAGGAACACUUCCAUUUUUCUUCCACCCCAGGCACUCGGUACAUUUGAAUCAAAGUUUGAAAAGAGUUUUGUUCUAGAAUCCACUCAAACAGCCUCCCUCGAUACAGCUGUAAUAGCCGAAAAUGGUAAAGCUGGUCAAAAACAUGCAAAUCAAAACAGUGGUCUGUAAAUCAAACUUUAUGGUGCAUACUGUUCAGAUUUUCUUGAAAACCUUCCUGGCUAGCCAUGCUAAGAACCACUACUUGCUAUUUGCAAAAUUGCACACACACCCAUUUCUCAUUAAAGCGAAUAGGAAUACAUAAGAAAUGCACAUAAUUGAGUCUGCAGAAUUAGCCUAUGGCAGCAUGAGAAGAGUCUUAAGACUGAUAAUGCCAUCCUAAACAUACUUACUAAGAAGUAAGCCCCACACAAUGCGGUGUGGGUUUACUUCUGUGUAAGCACUCAAAGGAAUGCAAUGUAAGAUUACUGUGUUUCCCAUAUGGUGAAGAGUGUGAAGAGUUGAGCUACAUCAUCAUCAUCAUGUAGGCAGGCAUCAUCAUCAUAAUUCCUUUUAGGCAUGCAUGCAUGCAUUUUAAAGUAAUUUUGCUUAUACAACAUUAAGACAAGACAACCAACCACGAUGAGGACUGGCAGCUUCACGCUGGUGGAGCUGCACCGAUUCUCAUGGAUAGCACAACUAAAAGUCUGGCAAAGACACAAAGUGUAAAAAAACAAACAAACCAAGAAUGGAAUGGAAUGAUCAGGCUUGAAAAGUAAGAACUAAAAAAAUAAAUUCCAGGGGAUGGGACUUUGAUCGGGAUCCUAUGUGAUGGUUCCAGAUAGUAUGCAUUUGAAAGCUUAACUUGCUAAUUAAUGAAGGAAUUAUCAUUAUUAUUAAACCAGUGUUUGAGCAACUUUUCUCCUUUGUCAUCCUAACAAUCAUGCCAAACCUUGUAAGACACUGAUGGUGUGGGUGUGGGUGUACAAUUUAAAUUCAAAAGUGGAUGGACAAAGAGUCGGGUGUUAAUUUUAAAAAAUAAAGAAAAAGCAAACAAAAAACAAAAAACCGCUUCCCCACUUCUUUAUUUUGCUGUGUAUCUCUGAAUCAAAAAUACUUCCCACGGUUGGAUGAAGUGGGUCCAUAGUAGACAUCCCAUCGGCUAACUUUAAAUAAAUAAAUAAACAAAAUAAAAUGUUGGAUAAUGCCAUGAACAGGGCUCUGUGUAAAUUAAUUCUGCAGGGGCUUUCCACACACACCCCUUUUCCAGUAGCGAUGAGGCUGCACAAGAAGAAAACUGUUAAGUGACAGUGGCUACUUCCAGAUGAGUUCCUUCAAAAAAAAAAGAAAAAGGUAACACUAGGCAAAUCAAGUGUAACAGGGAUACCACUGGCAAGCCACACAAAGCAGUGGCCUGAGAAAGUGACCUCCAUGGCUUCCUCCUUCAGUAUACAUAUAAUUUAAGAUGCUACCUUGUAAUCCUUCAAUUUCUGACUCCUUACCUCAUUUCUCCUCUCCCCAAAUAUUACUCAGCACUUUUUCUUCUUGCGCAGCACAGCAAGUCACGAGACCACAGAAUGUGCAAAACAUACGAUUCACAUAAGCCCUUAAAAGACAACUGUAGGCAUCGUUCCCUCCGCAUGCAAGCACUGAACAAUAAAUAGCUAUAUCUACAACAAGUAACAAUUUAAGAGUAGGACAGUCGUAAUUAAUAAAUACAAGAGGAAAUCAAAUGCGUGGGGAGUGGGGAAAAUGGAGUUAUUUCCCUUCGCCCACAAAAUGCUGCAAAAAACCUCCUUUCUCUCUCUCUCUCUUUUAAUAGGUGUUCUGCUCCUUAGCAAGUAGAAGGUCACUCACUGCAGCUACAACAAUGCUGCUCAGCAAUUUGAACCGAUGCUCCAGGCACUGCCUAAGAGAACAAGCCCUUCCCUGUGGCAGGGGAUACAGCUGCAUCUUCAUUCACAAAGACAUCUUGCUGCUCCAGACCUGGCCCACUUCCUCAGCAGCUGCUGCUGACACUUCAAGCUGCCACAAAGGAGAGGUGA
Messenger RNA from Podarcis lilfordi (Lilford's wall lizard), 24053 nucleotides. The record is from the annotation of a GenBank genome assembly. Lineage: Eukaryota; Metazoa; Chordata; Lepidosauria; Squamata; Lacertidae.